This is a messenger RNA of Struthio camelus australis, 2601 nucleotides long. Lineage: Eukaryota; Metazoa; Chordata; Aves; Struthioniformes; Struthionidae. The record is from RefSeq and is a predicted model, not a curated record.
CUUCCAGUUCUGCCCAAAGCGAAAAUCGAAGUGGAGGCCCAUUCAGCCCACCCUGGGGACCUCCUCCAGUUGCGCUGCCGGCUGAGAGAAGACGUCCAGAGCAUCAACUGGGUGCGAGACGGGGUCCAGCUGGCGGAGAACAACCGGACGCGCAUUACCGGGGAGGAGGUAGAGGUCAGGGACGCUGUGCCCGAGGACUCGGGGCUCUAUGCCUGCAUGACCAACAGCCCCUCGGGGAGCGAGACCACCUACUUCUCCGUGAACGUCUCAGGUUCGAAGCAGAAAACCUCUGCCCGCGUGCGCGCACGUCUGCAUGCUUGCCGGCACGCGUGCUGGCCGCGCGCGGAGCGGCGGCGCGGGUCUCUUAACAGGUCUGCAGUGGUCUCUGUCUGCUACCCGGGGGUCUGGCAAAUGAGACUGUGCUCCUCCCUCCUCUCCUCUCCUCUGGCCUGCUUCCCAGGAGAUCUCAUGUCGUUUGCUUGUCCGUUUUUGCUUCCAUUUUUCCUUCUGACGGCUGGAGUUAACACAACAGACAAAGAAAUGGAAGUCCUUCACUUAAGGAAUGUCUCAUUUGAGGAUGCUGGGGAGUAUACAUGUUUGGCGGGUAAUUCUAUUGGGAUCUCCCAUCACUCUGCAUGGUUGACAGUUCUCGAAGCUAUUGAGGAUACGCCUGCCAUGAUGACUUCCCCCCUCUACCUGGAGAUCAUCAUUUACUGCACGGGGGCCUUCCUCAUCUCCUGCAUGGUCGUGACCGUCAUCAUCUACAAGAUGAAGAGCACCACCAAGAAGACCGACUUCAACAGCCAGCUGGCCGUGCACAAGCUGGCCAAGAGCAUCCCGCUGCGCAGACAGGUAACAGAAAGUAGAGAGGGGGUUUGCUUGCACCUACUGCCCCAUCCUUGGCGAGACCCGGGGCGAGCUGGGAGCUGGCUCACGGCCCCCCGCUCUGCUCAGUGCAUCCACAGGGACCUGGCGGCCAGGAACGUCCUGGUGACCGAAGACAACGUGAUGAAGAUCGCUGACUUCGGCCUGGCCCGCGACAUCCACCACAUAGAUUACUACAAGAAGACGACAAACGGUCGCUUGCCAGUGAAGUGGAUGGCUCCAGAGGCCUUGUUCGACCGAAUAUACACUCAUCAGAGCGACGUGUGGUCCUUCGGCGUGCUGCUGUGGGAGAUCUUCACGCUGGGCGGCUCGCCCUACCCCGGCGUGCCGGUCGAGGAGCUCUUCAAGCUGCUGAAUGAAGGCCAUAGGAUGGACAAGCCCAGCAACUGCACCAACGAGCUGUACAUGAUGAUGCGAGAUUGCUGGCACGCCGUCCCCUCGCAGAGACCCACGUUUAAGCAGCUGGUGGAAGAUCUGGACAGGAUCGUGGCCAUGACCUCCAACCAGGAAUACCUGGAUCUCUCCAUGCCGCUGGAUCAGUAUUCCCCCGGUUUCCCGGACACCCGCAGCUCCACCUGCUCCUCGGGAGAGGACUCUGUUUUUUCUCACGACCCCCUCCCGGAUGAACCUUGUCUUCCCAAGUACCCGCCUCAGCACACCAACGGCGGACUGAAGCGACACUGAGGUUGGCACUUCCGAGCGACAGACUGCAAGCUGCGGCGCCCGCGCCUGGGUGUGCACGCGCGUCUCUGCCACGCAGGCUGCAGGCACGAUGCUGCCUGUGCAGCCCGCAGUCGUGCUGAGCUAUUGCAUAAACGGUUUCAAAGACACAACCAUAGCAUCUCACGUAACCAAAACCACCUACGUCUCAUGCCAGCUUCUCCUGCCACCUUAGCUGUGAACUCUCUGCAGCCCAAAGGUUUUGUUUUCAGGUUUUUUUUUUUUCCAACUCUCUUCCAUAAAAUCUGUGCUUGAAUAUUUCCACUUGGUUAAACCUAAAUCCUCCUCUUUGGCCAGUGCCGUGCUAGAGAGCCAGCCACCUUUCCCGCAGACAGCUUCUGGGAAAAAUGACGUCCUAGCAGGGCCUGGAAAGCUGGGCUUACAAAAACCACGUGAUUUGCAACGUCGACAGCUCAAUAAGCUAAAGCCAGCUCUGAGCAGUGGAUUUCUGUGGCAGCUCAACAGCUGAUGAGGAAGCGCAAGUGGGAAGCGCUAGCGCGCUGGAAGCAUCUCCCGUGCGGUCGGCACAGGAGCCCCACCGCUAUGGAUCCUGCUGUGCGAGAUGGCCUAAGGCUGGUCCCGAGAGCUCACUAGUGCCAGUACCAAUUUGCUUUGCUGAGCAGACUUAGGGUACCUUGGAAGUGGGAGAUGCACCAUACACAUCUGCUCGGCACUGAUAAUAGAGGCAGCCAAAUACACCAGUGCUAAAAACGAGAGUCUUGUGUACAUAGCUAAAAAUAUGUAUAAAUAUGAAUAUAUAUUUACAUGUCUUUUUAAAAGGGUUGUUACCAGAGAUAUACCAGUUUGGUAGUAAGGUACUAGUGGCUGGUAGAUAUCAGUUGCUAUAAAAAAAAAAGUUCAUAUAUUUUGCUACUUUUGCUGUUUUUAUUUUUUUAAAUUAUGUUCUAAACCUAUUUCAGUUUAGGUCCCUCAAUAAGAAUUGCUGCUGCUGCUUCAGUUUUAUAUGGGGUUUUAUUAAACAAUAAUAAUAAUGUG